UGAUGACAAAAUCAGCUGCCAAUUUACGUUUAGAGUAAAAUUUUCCACUUUAAAUGAAACAUGCUGUGCACUCUGUUUAACAGACUUUUCAGCUUUUGUAAUCUGUGUGAAUUAAUUAUUUAGUAUUUACUAAUAACAAAACGGUAUUAAAUUCUUAAAAUUUGAGUUCGAAUUGCUAUACUUAAGUGUUAUCGACUUCAAAAUUGUAUAAACAUGUCGACAGACUUAGGUGCUAGUUUCAAUGAACAAUAUGUAAAUAUUAACACUAAGUUGAAGAAGCGUUUUAUGCGCCGCCCUAAUAUAUCAGAAGCGACGAACGAGUUCAUUGGUCUUGCAAUCCAGUGUGAGAACUGUGAGCAACCAACUUUUGCUGGGCAAACGUAUAUUGGCGCGGCAAAAUGUGAGGCGUCUGCUGGAAAUAUUUUAGGAGAAGCUGAAAAUUAUAUUGCAGCUGCCAGACAAUUUAUGAAAGCGGAAAAAAAGCUUUUCUCACUUAAAUUUGAUAGUCCAGAUAGAGAAAACUUGGAGGCAGCUAUUGGAUGUUUCUUGCAAGCAUUACAGAAGUAUCCAGAAAAAUCUCCACUCCGUGCUUCAAUACUAUUGGAAAUUGCAAAUGAUCUUUUGGAGAUAAAUCAUAAGCUGGAAGCCAUAGCAUAUUUUAAACAAGCUUUGGAUAUAAUACAGGAUGAAACGAUGAAACUGAUGUGUAUGAUUAAGCUAUUCAAUAUGCAAAUAGACAGUGGAAAGCUGAAUUUAGCAUUACAAACUGGUAAUUCAAUAACAGAUCUGAAAUGUCAUGUGCCUGAUAGGCUAUUAACAGAGAUACAAGUAAGCAGAGUUCUCUUAGCUCUACAUGUUGACAUGAAUGAUAAGAAUAGGACUGAGUCUUUGAAAAAGCUGUUUUCUGAUCUGCUUAAUGAUGAUGAAGAAUGUGACACUAUACAAUUUAACCCUGAUUUUAAAUUAAAACUACAGUCUAUUAUAAUAUCAAGCAACUUGGAGGACCAACAGGCAUUAAUUGCUAUCAGUAUGGACACAAAACCAUAUCUUACAGACCAACAAUGGGAUUUACUUCAAUCAUUAAUCUGUAAAAAACAAGAAGAUUGAGUCAAUAGUAAAUAGUUAAUAGAAUAGAUUAGUAAUGAUAAAGAUAUUUAAUUACCUUUUUAAUACUCAGUCCUCAAUUUAAAUGCCAUUACUGACUACCUGACACCACAUCUUACAAGUUCUUAACCUUCAAUAUAUUGGGUAAAGGUAAAGGUGUAGUUCAAAAUUUAUUCUAAUAUAAAAAUUGCAAACAUUUAGUAUUUGUUUAAAAUAAUAACCAUUAUUUAUGUAGCAGCUAGUUGGUAUUUUAUUAUAAGUAUCUAAUGUAAUCUUUAUCUUUUUGGAAAUGUCUAGUAUUGGUUACUUUAUGUUCAAUUUUAUUAUUUCCUUUCCAGUAUGCACAAAAUAUGUAAUAAAUUGUCUAAGUGUUGUUUAUUUUAAUAAAACUAAGGGUCU
This is a messenger RNA of Pieris brassicae (large cabbage white), 1503 nucleotides long. RefSeq names its product 40-kDa huntingtin-associated protein (gene Hap40). The transcript has 6 exons. The record is from RefSeq and is a predicted model, not a curated record. The coding region runs from base 214 to 1107 and encodes 297 amino acids. Gene Ontology annotation, cellular component: early endosome. Gene Ontology annotation, biological process: vesicle cytoskeletal trafficking. Gene Ontology annotation, molecular function: protein binding. Lineage: Eukaryota; Metazoa; Arthropoda; Insecta; Lepidoptera; Pieridae.